GGACGGCCAAGGCGCACGUCCAGCGGCUCGGCCGCGGUGCGCGGACCUGCAGGACGGAAGUCCGGCUGCAGAGCGCUCGCUCCGUCUCCUCACGCGGCACCACAAACGUCCUAGCGGAGCCGCGGGACUGAAGCGGGACUCGAGCGGGCUAAGCGGCCGGAUCCGGCAGUCCAGCCGAGUUCGGGCCCAGUUGUGCUGAACACCGGGCCGAGCAGGGCCGCUUCCUGCCUACGGGGCCGAGGCCCGGGCGGCGACAGCAACUGGGGUUGCGACCCGGGUAGCGGUGGGCUUAGUGCGGAGGGGCGGCGACGGCCUGGCGCGGCGGUGUGGACACCAGGCCCGGAGCCCGGAGAGACCGGCGACCCCGCGACCCGGUGACCCGGUGACCCGGUGACCCUGGCGCCAAGUCUGCGAGAAAGAGGCCGGAUUCUCAUCAUGGGGCACUGUCGCCUCUGCCACGGAAAGUUCUCCUCCCGGAGUCUCCGCAGCAUCUCUGGUAGGGCACCUGGGGAGAACACAGAGAGACCACCCUCAGGGGAGCGGGUUUUUAUCCGAGACUUCCAGCGCCUGCUGGGGGUGGCCAUCCACCAGGACCCGGCUCUGUCUUCAUUUGUCUGCAAGAAUUGCCACACCCAGUUCUACCAGUGCCAUGGCCUUCUCCAGUCCUUCCUGCAGAAGGUCAACGUGCCCCCAUCUGGCCCCCGGAAGCCUUGCACCAAGACCUGCACGCAGCCCUUGACUGGAUCGGAGGAAGGAGCAUGUAUGGUGGACCUGAUGAGCCCAAGCACCCGGGGCCUGUGUGGCUUAGUGGGAUGGGUGCAUGGACACGCAACCAGCUGUGGGACCCUGCCUAGUCUCCAGCGCACACUCUCCUCCGAGUACUGUGGCAUCCUUCAGGCUGUGUGGGGCUGUGACCAGGGCCACCACUACACCAUGGACACUGAUGCCAACCGUGGAGCCUUCUUGUUGGAUAAUGCAGUGGCAGUCAAGUGGGCAUGGGACAAGGAGAGAGUCCCUGGACUCACCCAGCAGCAGGGGUCCAGCCCUACUUGUACUGCUUCUCAGAGCCCCCCAAGCAGAGCAGCUGAGGCCUCAACCAAGAUCAACAUGCAGCCCAGCACUGACACUGGUCAGUCGCCCUCAGAUGGCAGCCCUCUGGGGCCUGGGCCAGGGCCCCUACCUCAGCUGGACGUCCCCCCAACUGGGGUCUCAGGGCAGUUGGGUGAGAACCAGGUUCCGUCUUCAACCUCGGAUGAUCGGGUAAAAGACGAGUUCAGUGACCUUUCUGAGGGAGAAUUCCUGAGUGAAGAUGAAAAUGACAAGAAGCAGAACACCCCAUCCUCAGAUGAGUCCUUUGAACCUUACCCAGAAAAGAGGGUCUCUGGUAAGAAGAAUGAAAACAAAGAAGCCAAGAAGACCGAAGAACCAAAAAUCCGGAAGAAACCCGGACCCAAGCCGGGUUGGAAGAGCAAACUCCAUUGUGAGAGGGAGGAGCUGCCCACCAUCUAUAAGUGCCCCUAUCAGGGCUGCACGGCUGUGUACCGAGGGGCUGAUGGCAUGAAGAAGCACAUAAAGGAGCACCACGAGGAGGUCCGAGAGAGGCCCUGCCCCCACCCUGGAUGCAACAAGGUGUUCAUGAUUGACCGCUACCUGCAGCGUCAUGUGAAACUCAUCCACACAGAGGUACGGAAUUAUAUCUGUGAUGAGUGUGGACAGACCUUUAAACAGCGCAAGCACCUUCUCGUGCACCAGAUGCGCCACUCAGGAGCCAAGCCUCUGCAGUGUGAAGUCUGUGGCUUCCAGUGCCGGCAGCGGGCCUCCCUCAAGUAUCACAUGACCAAACACAAGGCUGAGACAGAGCUGGAUUUUGCCUGUGACCAAUGUGGUCGCAGGUUUGAAAAGGCCCACAACCUCAACGUGCACAUGUCUAUGGUCCACCCACUGACACAGACUCAGGACAGGAUCCUACCUUUGGAGCCACCCCCUGGAGUGACAGAAGGCCAGGCCAUGAAACCUGAGCCCACCUGAGUGCAUGACAUGCUUGGACUCACCAGGUGGUAAUGAGAUUAGAGGAUUGUACCUGUUCUCCACACCUGACAGCACAGUUUAGUGUCCCUGCACUGUCCCCACUGUGUCCUGGGAGAGGUGGUGGCUGGGUCUAUACCUCAGAGUUGCCCUUCUGGCCUCCUUUCUUGAGACCAACAGUCUGUUUUCCUACACACAGUGACUUAAGCCCGAUUUUAAGCCAUUGAUUCUUCCCUCUCCCACUAAGGAGAUCAGUUAAGGAGACCUGUAGUCACUUUCCAGAGCAACAAGAACUCCAUUUUGUGCUUAUAAUCAGUUUGUCUACAGAGGAUUAGACUGCCAAGGGUCCAUUCAGAAGAGACGAGGCUCCCAGUCAAGGUCAGUGUCAGCCUGGACCUGCUGCCUGUGCUGUAGGGCUGCUUUCACUUCGGGGUCACAGUCAGCAUUAGCGGCCAGCAGCUGUAAGAAAACACACCUGUGUUCAGAACAUAGAACCUAGGUGAGUCAUGCAGACCCCACGUCCUGGGGGAAGCUGUGACCAUAGCAAAUGUCUAGUGUCAGAUGGAAUUUCCAUGUGCCACAGGGCUGAGCAUGGUGUUACCUCUUCCAUGUUUGAGAAGCUCUUUUGAGGGCACUGUGGUAUUGUGUUCAGCAGGAAAAGACGUGCUUUCAUCAUUAGGCCUACAGGGUCAUCCUAAAGAGGAUAAGUAGAGGCAUGGGUCAAGGCUGUACUGCAUGGGGCUCCAGCCUGCAUCUGUCCCCUCUGCCUAGAGGAACUGUGAGAAUCCUCACCUGGUUCUGACUCUUCCCAACUACGACUGACACUGCACCAGUCUCCCCAGCCACGAAGAGGCAGGUCAGCUUCAAAUACAUGUCAACAGCAACAUGUAGGAAGGUGCUUUCCCUGACGAGGAUGUCGUGGUUAAAGUAGGGUAGGAGGCUGAAGGUAAAGAUGGAAGAUGUCAGUAUCUUACCUGGUGAAUCUAGGCAUCUAGGGCUCUGUACAUCACAUGAGUUACCUAUAGAAUGCAAAAGGCAGAAGCCUGAUAUACUGAUCAGGCACCAGGCGGAGCAGGAUGCGUCCCAGGCCACCAUCUGCAAUACCAGAAGGGGGCUCCAUCAGUCCUGUGAAUGUAUCCCCCUCCUCAAGUCAGUGUCUGCAGGGGCUGCUGAGGCUUCUAGCAAAAGCCUUGAUGUGUUGUUGGGGGUAGGAAGAGGAAGGGAGGCCCUAUCAUAACCCCCUUAAUGCUGUUGUUGCAGUUCACUAGAAUGAGGCUUAUCAAGGUGAUAUUUAUAAAGUGAGCCCCAGGGACGC
This is a messenger RNA of Erinaceus europaeus (western European hedgehog), 3340 nucleotides long. RefSeq names its product zinc finger protein 276 (gene ZNF276). Gene Ontology annotation, molecular function: chromatin insulator sequence binding; zinc ion binding. Lineage: Eukaryota; Metazoa; Chordata; Mammalia; Eulipotyphla; Erinaceidae. Gene Ontology annotation, cellular component: nucleus; chromosome; kinetochore. Gene Ontology annotation, biological process: regulation of transcription by RNA polymerase II. The transcript has 12 exons. The record is from RefSeq and is a predicted model, not a curated record. Bases 436 to 2028 code for a protein of 530 amino acids.